Miscanthus lutarioriparius is the source of this 486-nucleotide messenger RNA. The record is from the annotation of a GenBank genome assembly. NCBI's taxonomy places the organism in Eukaryota, Viridiplantae, Streptophyta, Magnoliopsida, Poales, Poaceae.
AUGGUCGGGAUCUUCUCCAGGUUCUCCGCCGGCGCCCACCGCCGCUCCAAGAGCGUGGCCGAGGUUGUCGAGACGUUGGCCCCCAGCAUGAGUACAGGAGAAUCUGAUCCAGCAGCUGUUCCUGCAGAGAGCCCUCACGGUAUUGAGGUUGGCGUUGAGUUCAAGCCGGUGGAGCACCCUGUGGAACCUCUCAAUCUUGACGAGCCAGUAAAAUGCCCACUUCCUGAGCCAUCUAUACUGCAUGAUAGGAGGAUAGGAGGAUGGGAGGAUAUGGAAGGAGAAAAUGUCUUCAGUCAGUACGAGGGUGAGAACAGACUUGAAGGUGUGAAGGAAGGGUCGCAGCUCGAGCCUGACAGUAGCAGUGCUAGGUCACGAUCCGCAGUUCCAAGGCGUGCCAUAUUGCCCUCCGUAAGCGCGCCUGAGCACAACAUCCUAGCGCUGCUUGACGAGUGCGACGUCUCUGGGAGCCGUGGCUCUGCUGAAUGA